Molecule: messenger RNA, 1782 nt
Organism: Corticium candelabrum
Lineage: Eukaryota; Metazoa; Porifera; Homoscleromorpha; Homosclerophorida; Plakinidae
Exons: 1
Coding region: 105-1616 (503 amino acids)
Biological process (GO): transmembrane transport
Molecular function (GO): transmembrane transporter activity
Source: RefSeq, a predicted model, not a curated record
GUCAAGACGAUGGAGACUUCCUAGACUGUACAGUACUGUACAUUACUAUUUCCAGUUGGACUCGUUUAUGCAUCUUACGUCAAGCUACGAUUAUUUGACAUUUUAUGGAGGUGAAGACCAAGAAACGGCUAACGAACGCAGCAACAGGAAUAUUUUUUCUUCUGGGAGGAAUAGAAUACGCUGUCAUAAUUCCGACUCUUUUCUCCUACAUUGAGAGCCUCGACGGAAACGAAUCGUUUUACGGCCUGACGUAUGCUUCAUUUUCCAUAUCUGGACUCUUUGCAGGUCUGGUGUUUGGUCACGUGACAGACAGGAUGAGAAAAACCAAGUUGUGCAUAGUGGCUGCGAACACUUUCGAGAUUGGAGGAAAUAUUAUGUAUUUUAUAGGAAAAUCGAAGUACAUGUUACUUGGAGGCAGACUGGUGUCUGGAAUUGGAACUGGUGCUGGAGCAUCGAUUUUCGCACAGUUGGCAUGGACAAGUACGGAAAAGGAGCGUACUUCGGUCUUCUCUAUUGCCUUAGCUUUGAGGCAAUUUGGCUUAUUCAUAGGCCCAGGACUGAAUAUUUUUCUAGAGAAAAUUCAUUUCCAAGUUGGUCCAUUUCCGGUAAACAAGUUCUCGGCUCCUGGCAUUUUUAUGGCAACAAUGUGGUGCAUAUUGCAAGUCAUAAUGAUUUUUAUGUAUUUUGAUCUUCCUUCUAUCCAUGAGGUCGGGUCAGCAUAUAACCAUAUGACAAAACAGAAUCAAGAACAAUACAAAAGUGAAUCUGAUGAUUACACCACAACCUCUACUCAAUCAGGCAAAACUGUAGAAAAAGAAAUUUUGAGUGUAAGACGUUCAGUUGCAAGCAUUCAGGCAGUAAGCACCAACGACGAAAACAGCUGUACAAGUGGAGAUACGACGUAUCACAUUCCCAGUGUGGAAACACAUGUCAUCAGAAGAGGAUGGAGCAGAUAUGUUGACGAGUAUAUUCGCGAGGAGAUUGUGUUGCUGCUUGGUUUCCAGUUUAUUCUUUUUUUCAAUCAGUGUACUCUUGAGAGUCUAGUUGUUCCUUUGACUACAAGGAUUCUAGGAUGGAGCUCAAUUGACAAUAGCUUUUUCUUCUGUGGUGCAUCAGUCUUAGCCAUCACCAUAUUUUUUGCUGUUAAAUCUCUGAGUAAAAGACUAGCUGAUCGAUGGAUUAUUGUCAUCGGUCUCCUAUUUGAGACCACAGCCACAUGUUAUCUUACAGUUUUUAUGCCGGUUAUGAAACCACUAGUUGAUAUCACUAAGAAUACAGUGAUAGUAGUGGUUGGUUGUGCGUUGACAAUCAUAGGUUUGCCAUGUUUUAUGGUCGGCUCUGUCUCAUUGCUCUCUAAAUUGACAUCAAUGAAAAUGCAAGGAAUGACUCAGGGUAUUCGUCGAGUAGUCACAGGUUUGGGAACCAUAAUGGGACCCAUGUGGGCGUCAUCGUUUCUAAAAAGGAUGUAUGUGAUGUUUGGUGUGAUGCUGAGUCUGCAAGCACUGUUGAUUGUACUGACGAUCAGCUCAUUUCAGAAAUUGAAAGUUAAGUCUGCAGACAGAGGAACAGAAAGUGAUGAGGAGGCAGCAAAGCCAUUGUUGGCAGACAAUAAUUAGUUUGCACAAUUAAUAUUUGUUAUAUUAAUGUGUUGACUAAAUUGGUAUGACUAUGGGAUUUGUUUAUCACUAUUACUGAAAUCAUUUUAUAUAAAUUGCACAUGUUUCUGGAAGUGAAACUGAAUGGAUGUAAGUUAUAAUUAUACACUCAGAGUUUUCCAUGCUA